Ylistrum balloti is the source of this 1152-nucleotide messenger RNA. RefSeq lists its product as uncharacterized. The record is from RefSeq and is a predicted model, not a curated record. The coding region runs from base 1 to 1152 and encodes 383 amino acids. The transcript is spliced from 2 exons. Lineage: Eukaryota; Metazoa; Mollusca; Bivalvia; Pectinida; Pectinidae.
AUGCGGAAGAAGGUUCUAACUGACUACGGGGCAGGAACGCCGGAGUCCCAGAUCACUUUCGUCUCUGUGAGGGUUUUGUCUGCUGAUAUCACCGUUAAAAACAACAUGAAGACGGGUGGAUUUCUAAGCAGGCGGCCACAGACGUCUUACUCUGAUCAUCGGUUUGCCCCGUCCCCACGGAUACGGUCAGCAAGCUGUAAGCCCGACCCCUCCGCCAUGCCCCGAUCACACGUCAGUAUAGCACGAUUUUACGAUUGGUCAGAAGACCUUGGUGACUGUGUGUCCGUGUCAAAAUUUUACAGGGACCUCGCUGCCGUACAACGUAAUGGAACCGACAGGUUACGUGGUAGGACGCCGUGGUGUUCAAACGGUGUCCGCGUGAGUCCUGGAAGGAUGUUUCUGAGAGACAAAGCAGGACUCACAAAGGGAGAAAAAGACAUCAUCGAAGGCAUCUACCGUAACAGAGGAGAUGUGUUAAAGGACGAGACACAACAAGUCACUACUAAAGACGAGUGGCAACUCGUGAAAAGUCAUAAAGACGCUUGGUUGGUGGGUAAAUCGGUACCCAAAAAUGGGGUCCGUUCCGAUGGAAUCCGUGCGGAUUCUUCCGUUGAUCUGAAACUUCCAGAUAACUUGUUCAGUCGGUCUGUGGAUGUGAGUAACAAUUCGGAUAGUAUGAAUCAGUCGACAAUUGCGGAAACAAAUAGUGAACCAGUGAAAGAGGAUGACGUUCUUGUAGCUCCGCCAUCGACUCCAGACAGAGAGCUUACGAAUGGCACUUUUUCGGAUAAUUCUUCGUCAGCUAACAGCAGAAAUCGGACGGUAUAUCGGUGCGGAGAAAGAUCGGUUAUGAAUGAGUCUGACAAUAUACUGGCCAAGAGCCAAACGUUCAAAUUAGAAUCCCCCGAACCCCAGAAACGGAAAGUUUUUGUCAACGUAUUUCUCCCUCAAAGUUCCCCGGAAUUACUGCAUGAUCGCACGCGCUCCUCCUUGGAUAAAGAUCGAAGUUCUUUGACAAGAGGAAGUGUGCGACGAGACGGUACGAGAUUCUCGCGAUAUACCGGUGACAGUUUUGUACCAUCCAUUUCUUAUUCUGAACCGCGUAGACACCAGCGUGGACUUGCGGGCACAGUCAGUUCCGUAGGUGACUGA